UUUUUUUUUUUUUUUGUUCUGCUCUUGAAACAGGCUCUGCAUGGCAAAUUAAGUCCGAUAGAGCAACAACAAAAAAAGCGGUUGUUCUGUUGAAAAACGUGUCAGGAGUAAUACCUGGUUGUCAACCUUCAGCCCCGGGGCUAACCCCCGGUCGCCGACCGAAUUAAUGGCCGGAAAUCCGAGGAGGGGCGCCGGUCUCAUCGGCUUGAUGAAGGACGCCUUUCAGCCCCACCAGCAGCCUCCCCAGCCUCACCAACCUGCGGUGGUCGAUAAGAAAAUGGUGGAGAAAUGCUGGAAACUCAUGGAUAAGGUGGUGCGUUUGUGCCAGAACCCUAAGGUGGCAUUGAAGAACAGCCCACCCUACAUCCUGGACCUGUUGCCAGAUACUUACCAACACCUACGCACCAUUCUGUCCCGAUACGAGGGCAAAAUAGAAAUCCUUGGGGAGAAUGAAUAUUUCCGUGUGGUCAUGGAGAACUUGACCAACAAGACAAAGCAGACCAUGAGCCUUUUUAAGGAGGCCAAGGAGAGGAUGUAUGAGGAGAACUCCCAGCCCAGGCGAAACCUUACCAAGCUGUCUCUGAUCUUCAGUCACAUGCUAGCAGAGCUAAAAGCCAUCUUCCCCAAUGGCUUAUUUCAGGGCGACAACUUUAGGAUCACCAAAGCUGAUGCUGCUGAAUUUUGGAGACGGUCAUUUGGAGACAAGACCAUAGUGCCAUGGAGGACAUUUCGUCAGGCCCUCCAUGAGUUUCACCCCAUCAGCUUGGGCUUGGAGGCCAUGGCUCUCAAGUCCACCAUCGACCUCACCUGCAACGACUACAUCUCUGUCUUUGAGUUUGACAUCUUCACCAGGCUUUUCCAGCCGUGGUCAUCUCUUUUAAGGAACUGGAACAGUCUGGCAGUCACACACCCUGGUUACAUGGCCUUCCUAACCUACGACGAGGUCAAGGCUCGACUGCACAGGUUCAUCCACAAACCUGGCAGCUACAUCUUCAGACUGAGCUGCACUCGGCUGGGCCAGUGGGCUAUCGGCUACGUGACAGCUGACGGGAACAUCCUGCAGACCAUCCCCCAUAACAAACCACUCUUCCAAGCUCUCAUUGAUGGAUACAGAGAGGGAUUCUAUCUGUUCCCAGAUGGUCGUGCACAGAACCCAGACUUAACAGGGCUGUGUGAACCUUCUCCACAGGACCACAUCAAAGUUACUCAGGAGCAGUAUGAGCUGUACUGUGAGAUGGGCUCAACGUUCCAGCUUUGUAAGAUCUGUGCAGAGAACGACAAGGACGUGAAGAUCGAGCCUUGCAGACACCUGAUGUGCACCUCCUGUCUGACUGCGUGGCAGGAAUCUGAGGGUCAAGGCUGCCCAUUUUGUCGCUGUGAGAUUAAAGGCACAGAGCCCAUCGUAGUGGACCCCUUCCACCCGAAGGCCAGCGGUUCUUCCUUUGCUGGUUUCCAGGGGUCCAGUAGAGCAGAAGCUGCCGCCAAUGAUGAGGAUGAGGAUGAUCGCCUGGAGGACCAGCACCUUGUCAUGAGCAGGCUGGCCUGCACCAAGGUAGAGCGCCCGCCAUCUCCGGUGUCUCAACUGCCCCCGGUACCCCCAAGACUGGACCUCCUGCAGCAGAGACCCUCCAGCUCCCACAGUGCACAGGGUCAAGGAGCCACACCCAAGAUUGCAGCCACACAUAGAGACAAGCCUCUACCUCUGCCUCCGGCCCUGAGAGAGCUGCCCCCUCCUCCCCCUCCCGAACGCCCCUCCCUGGUCGGUUCAGACUCCAGACUCCAGAGGAGACCUCUGCCCUCCACUCCUGACCAGCCCGCCUGGGCUUCCAACUACAUGGUCCCACGCCCGGUAACCAAGGCCCUGUCAGCCCUGUCCUCCACCCCUCAGAGCAACGGAACCAGUGGCGAGGGAAGCAAACCCCAGGCAGCUACUAAUGCUGUCUACUGCCUGGCUGCAAGAGCUCUGCCAGCGCCACUGGUGUCAAGUGGGGAGAAGCCAUCGUCUGACUGUGAGGAGAAUGAGUACAUGAGUCCCACCUCUCUGCCAGCCUCUGGUGCCCCAUGGGUUAUAACAGGCUCCUUGGUGCCCCCACCACCUGUCCAGGCAAACCACCACAAUGACAUCAGUGAGUUGGGAGACAGUGAUUCUGAGGACCCCCAAGUCUACGAGUCCAUGUGUAACAUCCAGGCCCAGGCUGGUUCCUCUGAGCCGGCACAGGCCUCUGACCUAGACCACCCUCAACACUCAGCUGCCGUUUCCCAGGACAUGAAAGAGGAGACCAAUGAGGAGGAUGUUUACGAGUAUGACUGUCCCAGACCAGUCGUCCCUCCCGCCCCCACCAGAAGAACCCUGUCAGAUAUGGGCGGUCCCUCAGCUGCCUUCAGCACUCUCAGCAUAGACAGUGCAGUCGAAGCCAGUAUGUUCGCAGCAGGUGUCGACCCCGAACGUCCCCCUAAACCUCUCCCACGGCGAGCCAACUCAGACAGACGGCCUCGGCCUGUAAACCGUGAAUUUUCGACUCCAUUGCCAGACCUCCCUGGUCCCUCCUCCUCUUCCUCUGCCUCCCCCCCUCCUCCUCCUCCUCCUCCUCCUGCUGCAGGCCCAGGAAACCUUGCUCUAAACGGGGAGAUUGAAUGCCUGAUGUCCCAAGGCUACUCCAUCCAGGACAUCCAGAAAGCCCUGAUGAUCGCCCAGAACAACCUGGAGACGGCCAAGAACAUCCUGCGCGAGUUUGUCUCCAUCCCCUCCACGGCACACAUCGCCACAUAGUCACUCCAGGCACGCCCAUCCUCUCUGUCCCAUGUCUUGUCUUUCCACUCUGUGCCAUUACCAUGGAUAGCAUUUACCAAGCACUUUCCUGCAGGGCCACAAGCACUUGCCAAAAGGCUUUACACUGAGCUGCGUUCACGUCCUAUCGGAAGAUGCAGACAAAAAGAUGACCAUCAUCUGCAAGUUCUACUCAUUGAAAUAUCAUCCAAAGUCAUUUGUAACAAACUUGCGUGUAAUGGUUUUAUAGAUUGUCUCGGACUACCAACGUAAAGUGGUUGAAAAUGCCUCAAAAUCUCUUGUUUACUCGUAAUCGCCACUUGGAGAUUGAAGGUUUCGGCCCAGAAGGAGCAGAAAGCUUCCCCAGAAUAGACGUACCCAUGGGUUGGUUCAAACCUUUGGUCCAGUUUGGUUUUAGGAGCAGCUCGGUACGGGCAGACAAGUCCGAUAUGACCUGAACGCAGCAUACAUGGAGAGUCCAAGCCUUUUAGAUGUGAGCUCUCCGUAGCCGAGCUUUGACCCUGUUGUACUUUGCUGAGGUCCACUCGUGUUGUGGCAGUGUUUCCCCUCAGUCAGAGUACUUUUUUUUUUUUUCUCUCAUUAAGCUAAGUGUUGAAGCUACAGUGACUUUUGAUCAGUAGAGGGAACCUGCGGAUCGGUGUCCCGCUGCUGGCAGCCGUUCAAGUUUGACGCUUUACAGGCUUCUUGGCGAAUCGUGGCGUACGAAUAUGUAGCGACACAAGUUUGGUUGGAAAAUUAGUGAUUAACUCCGUGGUGUGUGUGUGGUGUGCGCUCAUGCUGAUGAAUGUGAAUGUUCAGUCGCAGUGCAGUAUCGAAGGGCUUCAUGUCGUACGCGUCACUGUGGCUCGCUCCGUUUCGAUGGUAUUUGACAAGUCGGCUCCAUAUUUCCUCUCAGCUGCCGGUUCUAUAAUGAAAUAACAAGUUUAAUGUUUAAGUGCUCUCAUAAGGUGUCGUGUUGUGUGUAGUACUAACAAUGGCUGAAUUUUCAGAAGUUUAUUUUCUCGUUUUUUAACUCCAUGAUUGCCUGCCACCAUUUCAGGUGGUCGAACACUGAAGGCUGGUGUAUUUACUCAAAAGCUUCUCUUCUAGAUUCUUACUAAAAAAAAAAAAAGCUUACGGAUUUUAACAUGUGCUGUUGAUGUGAUUCAGCUCAGCAUCACAUUUGUACCCAGAACAGCUUCAGGUGGUUCAGGAGAGAUCAGAUGGAUGGGAUUUACAUUGAGCUGGAAAAAACUGAAGGUUGUCACGUGGACUCAGGUACUCAGUAAUAAGCCAGGGUUGAAUGUAAUGAAUGAAAAGAUGCUAAAGGACACAAUUAUGAUGAUACAACGUCGCAAACACUCCUCUAAGGAUUUUCUUUUUUAUUGUUACAUACAAACACAUAUAUUUAAUAUUUCAAAGUCAGUUUUUAAAAGCCCAUUCAGUUUCAAACUCUCGAAAUGUCUAAUACUGUCGUACUGCCACAUAUCACAGUCCUGGAUGGUUAUCUCUUGACAUUUUGGUCACUCUGCACUUCAUAAAAUGUUUUCAGCAUUGGUUAAAUGUUCUUUUAAGUGAAAAUAUUCCACAUUUCAUUGAUCCAGCUUCUCCAUUGGAUAAAAGUAGCUAUUUAAAGACCUCAGCUUGGGCUUUAAGAAGUUGCAAUGUGCAUUUUACACAAUUUUCAGACAUUUUGAGACAAAAUGUUGAAUUGGAAAGGGAUGAAAAUAAUCUUGCAGCCCUAUAAAAUAUAUAAAUUACAUGAUUUUUUAUCAUUCAUAUUGCUGAAAUAUACAGUAGUUGUAAUAUCUCAACAAUACAGUAUACAAAGAUCCGUGUUUCCACAGGAUAAAUUGUAAUAACUUUUUUAUCACUAAAUAUCUACAGAUUAAAGCUCCACUUAAAUUUCAACACUAAUUAUCAAAUGUUAGCACGCUUACUCGCCCUGCUAUGAUGGUGAGCAUGAACAUUACACCUGUGAAACAUUAGGGCUGUCAUUGCAAGCAUGCUAACACAUUUAGCUCAAAGCGCUAUAGAUUUUUUUUUAAAGUUACCAAGGAGAUUUCUUCUUCAGCCUUCAUGUAAAUAAUGUUCUGAACUGAGUGACUGAAAUGUCAAGAGUUGGAGUCGUGCUGUGAUAAGUAGCAGGCCUGUCCUGGAUUGAGUCCUUGAUACAAAGUCAUCAGCUCGACUUCAUUCAGAUCCAUUCUCCAACGAAAUGUUCAAAUUAACGCAAAAAUCGAGACGGAUUCGACUCAACAGUCCUCACUCAGGUUUUUGGAUUUCUUUGCAGUGGACCAAUAAUGAGCAGCUGUCUCUCUUACUCUUACUGUAUGCCAUCCUAUCAGUGGCAUUUUGAUGUUGUAUCUACACAAGAGUGUGCGUUUCCACACACUCAUGGGCUCACUUCAAGCAAAGAUAAAAAGAUGUCUGACUCAUCAAAGCAGGGAGUCUGAUCUUAGUGCAGAAUACAAAUCCAUUAGAAGAGAAGCUCUGUCACUCUAACAUGGCUGUUCCAUAUUAAUGCACACAUUUAGGAACACUGCCAGAAACAAGACAGGACUGGACAGAGCAUCUUAUUUUCAUUUUAAUAUACAAGCAGGUUAAUAUGUCUGAAGCGUCCCCUUAUAGAUCCUCAUCAGAUCGUCACCUUUGAUUCUUGCAGUAACAUGUUAAUGUGCCUUCUGUCCAUCACUACCCGCACAUGCCAGCAGACACAUAAAACUCCACGUUUACUGCUUAAAUGCAACAGAAAUCUACACGCUUUUUACUGAAUUUGUCUCAAAUGUUCACCUUCAUAAACAGAAUAUCACAUCAAAAAAUGGAUAAUAAGAGUCCAGUCAAUAAUAGAUUUUCUUAGCCCGUUAAAUAAAUACAAUUGUCAUGGAUAUUUCUGAUAAGAUCCCAUAAAUUUGGUCCGUAAAGAUUUGUGACCAAGAUAUGUACGGAACAAUUUCCAAAAUAAACCUAUUGGAGCUCCCUGGUGGACAAAUUAUGCAUUAGCGUUAAAUUAUACCUGCAGUUAUGAGACACUAAUUUUAAUACUUACCGUUUCAAUGAAUGCAAUGUACGACCAUAUUUUGACAUUUCUAUACUGCAAAUUCCUGUUACUUAAGUAUACAUUGAUCUGAGGAGUAGGUGGCUCAAUCCCCAAAGUAUCUGUACCGGUAACAGAGUUUUGUUUUGUAUCGAUCCUAUUGAUGAUAGGAUCGAUGUAUCAACUUAGACAUCCUGGGAUGCAUGAACACUCCACUUACUGCUGCAAUAUUUGCAUCUAUUUAUCUUGCGUUUAAACGUGCACAUGAUUUAAAAUCAUGAAGAGAAUUCUUUGGUGGUAAUUCAGAUAUAUUUAGAGAUAGCCUACUAAUAAAGCACUCACUUCAUAAAUCAUGACCUAUUUCUCUCUCUUACAUUAAAGCACAUUAACAAUAAAAAAUGUAUUUAUCUAUACUAAUAUUGGUCAUCUUGACCCUCGUAUUGCUUUAUAUUUGAUCAAAACCAGAUACAGUGGCAUUGCCCACCUCUCUAACUGGUAUAUUUGUGAUAAUACAGAUUUUUAAUUUGACAUAUUUUUCUUCUGGAGUUAGGUUUGAAAUAUGUCUACAUGUCUGUGGAAUCCGUUCAGGGCUCUUUCUUUUAUGCUCUCGAAGUAUUGCCUAAUGUGAUGAAAGUAACAAACAUACUGUACACUGAAGUAAACCAUGCUGGAAUUGUCCUCGUGUAGGUUGAUCACGACCCUGCUGACGAGGCGGAGGUUGCUGAAUCUGCUGUGGUUCCGUAGAAAUCCUGCAGCUUUAAUUGCCCCUUACCAAAAGUGUUUUAAACGAGCACGGUGCCCCGCGUCGCCCCCUUCAGCUCGCGUUGAUUUACAGAGAAUGUGUCCCUCGGCUUUGUGCUCAGUCAAACGUUUGAACGCUCAAACGGGGACUUAACUCUUGACCAUGAAAGUGUCGCUGUGUGAGGAUACACUCGAGGCUGACAGUCAUUGUUGAAUCACUGCCAGAGACUCCGCCGUCUCACACACAAACACUUUCCCUCACUGCUAAGCUCAGCUGGUGUGUUGGUCCACUGGUUAAUAUGUGUGGUGUAAUCAUGGUUACUAGCCUUUUCAACAAGAACUUGCCUACUAAAAAAAUAAGUUGUCAUUGCUUUGUUGUCGCUUGUGUAAAUAUGAUUUUAUUUAUUGUCUUUUUAAUAUCCUCAGCAUUUUGUUUUGUUGCCAUGUUUUCAUGCCUAAGCCAUUAAGAUUUUUAAUUAAACAGUAUUUUCUUUAA
Messenger RNA from Larimichthys crocea (large yellow croaker), 7041 nucleotides. RefSeq names its product E3 ubiquitin-protein ligase CBL. Gene Ontology annotation, biological process: cell surface receptor signaling pathway; negative regulation of epidermal growth factor-activated receptor activity. The transcript is spliced from 15 exons. Lineage: Eukaryota; Metazoa; Chordata; Actinopteri; Sciaenidae. Gene Ontology annotation, molecular function: ubiquitin protein ligase activity; calcium ion binding; SH3 domain binding. The record is from RefSeq and is a predicted model, not a curated record. Bases 167 to 2770 code for a protein of 867 amino acids. Gene Ontology annotation, cellular component: plasma membrane; membrane raft.